This is a messenger RNA of Penicillium subrubescens, 1881 nucleotides long. RefSeq lists its product as uncharacterized. The transcript has 4 exons. Bases 1 to 1881 code for a protein of 626 amino acids. The record is from RefSeq and is a predicted model, not a curated record. Lineage: Eukaryota; Fungi; Ascomycota; Eurotiomycetes; Eurotiales; Aspergillaceae.
AUGCCAUCAAGCAAGGUGCCCGGUAAUGUGGAUGGAUGUGCCGAGGAGAAUACUCUGCGAACCAAGCCGGUUUAUCACAACCAGAUUGGUGAGAGCCGGACAUUUUUCUUUGGCAUCUCGUCAUCAUACAUCCAAGACUGGGAUAGGGCAGCUGCGUUCAGAGAAAUAUAUCAGAAUUGGAGAGAUGCCAUCUUGGCACGCUUCAGCCUAAGCCGCCUCGACUUUCAGCCCGUCUAUGAAGACUGGGGCGAUUGUAUAGCGAUUGUUGUCCCUGAUCCCUCCGAUCGAGAUCGGCAGGAUCGUGCUUUGGGAUUUAUCAAGUACGACAAGCACAGCGGUUGCGUGACAAUCUCCAACUGCUGUGCGGACAUAGGGCUGAAUGUGCUUGAGCUCGGAUACUCGUCGAAGCGACGCGAUUCCAACGCAGCUGGCUGUCACGGAGAGGGUCUCAAAUUGGCAGCGCUGGUGAUGUUGCGCAGUGGUUUGAAUGUGGACCUCUUUGCCAGCCGAAACCACUGGCAUUUCGGCCUGUUGAAAUCUCACUUUUACUGUGAAAUUAAGCCGUCUGGCCAAAAUGGGUCCGUUGGCCGUGAUCCGGCCGAGGACAUGUUUCGGCUCAGCGCUAGUGCAGAUCGAGAUGUUACCUUGGAGAUUCGAGCCCCUCUGGAAUCAAAGACAAGCACACUGUCGCGGGAUGAUUUUCACAGUUGGCUGGCCAUGACCUUUGAUAUCCGAGGAUUAUCGCAUCCUUCGGAUAUCCUGGAAACCGAGGCCGGGGAUCUCAUCCUUGAUCCCAAAUUCCACGGCCGCAUCUACCUCAACGGAAUGCGGCUCCCGUGCUCAGGGUCGGAACUCAAGCAGUAUCGAUUUGCGUAUAAUUUCCUGCAUGGGAAGGUGAACCGCGACCGACAGAUUUUGGUCGAUCGAGAUGAGGAAGCCAACAUGGUGCGACGAAUCUGGGAAGCCGCAAUCCGGAAACAUCGUGUUGCCUUCCUUCCCAUCUACGUUAAUCUGCUGCGCAAUUUUCCUAAAGCACUGGAUGUUGAAUCGGCGGCUCAUUUUCUGGAGCCGCCAACCAAGCAUCUCAUCUGGAAGUAUCUGCUGGGGGAGGCUGGCGACGACAAAUUUUAUUACAACGAGACCUCCAGUGCCGAGAGCAUCGCAACUAUUCAAGAAAUUCUGGAGAAACAACCCAUCAAGCUUCCAGAGUCUUUGUGGACCCUGUUGCGUUCCGACUCGCCAAUCCGGACGCCAGAGGAGGAACAAAUCGAAUAUUUCAAAAAUGCCGAGGUGUGUUCCAUCCCAGAGACCAGCUAUGCACGAACCGUUCACAGAGCGUUCAUGGCUUGCGUCACAGUCCUCCUUCAAGGCAGAACCAUCGAGGUACAGUAUGUGCGUGCUAAACGCAGUGCAAUCCAGGCGCUUUAUAACUCCCAUCGCCGGGUUUUGAAGGUUGCGCAUCAGUGGCUGGACUUUGCCGGGUCGCACGGACCGGUUUUGUGUCGCGAAACUCUGUCCUCAAAAAGCUCAAAACGCUACUAUGCAAUGAUCUCUUUGAAUCGAUCACAAGCAAUCUAUGGCUUUCCGCCCCGGCCAAAGCAACCGGUGUUGCCAAAUCUUCGCGUCGUUGAUGAUAACAGCGGCCAUGGAGUUGGACAGCCCCACGAAGAGAACUCUCAUUCCUGGGCGGUUUCUCUCCAGCCUCCAGAUCCAGCGAUCAUCGCUUUGAACACUGCACACCGGCGGGGUGGACUCAACCAUCAUGACCAAGAACCAUCCUUGCCGGUUAAACGCCAUUUAUCAGAUGAGCCCGAAUCCAAAAAGGCUGAUUGCAAAAAGUUGAAGAUUUCCCAGCUUGUGGAGGGCCCGACGCUGGAUUAG